Messenger RNA from Brugia malayi, 585 nucleotides. RefSeq lists its product as uncharacterized. Gene Ontology annotation, cellular component: mitochondrial large ribosomal subunit; mitochondrial ribosome. The record is from RefSeq and is a predicted model, not a curated record. The transcript is spliced from 4 exons. The coding region runs from base 1 to 585 and encodes 194 amino acids. Lineage: Eukaryota; Metazoa; Nematoda; Chromadorea; Rhabditida; Onchocercidae.
AUGGCUAACAUUAUGCGUCGACUAAUUGAGCCAAGUUAUGGUGCACUUAUCAGUGUUAGUGCUAGCCAUUUGCAUUUCUCAGCGGUGCAACUUUCUUCACCAUUUGUGAAAGCACAGAAAAAAAUGGAUCCUGAAAUUGCUAAACUAAGAGAAGAGAGAAAGAGAAGAAAACUGAAGAAAGAAAUCAAACUUCUAGAAAGCUUUGGCAAGAAACCGAAACCUGUGGAGGAAUUAAUUUUUGAUAAAAAAUAUGAAGAAACUAUUAAUGAACGAAUACGCCCCAAAGUUGAAUUAAGUGAAGAUGAGAAGGAUGAGCGUGCCGCUCUGGAGAUGGAAUACAAGCGCUAUCUUAAUAAGUUAGCAGUUAUGGAUACUCGUUGGAUCGCAAAAAGUGUUCAGAAACAAGAAAAUGCUUUGCAGAAGCUCAAGAUGUUAUCGCCAGAAUUAUACAAAGCUGCCCUGGAACCUGAUGAAUGUUUUUUGCAAAAUUUUGUCUACCGAGGUCCAACACUGACGCCUCCAAUAGAAUCAUACGAGCCACCUGAUGGGCAUUAUAUCGAUGUCAGCAAAAAGUGGUUAUGUUAA